AUGGAGAGUAGCGAGGAAGAAGACGACUUCCCAUCUAUCGAAACCAUUACUCCUCAGUCAAAGAUCGAUUCCGUUCACCAGUCUCUCACCGAAAAGGGAAUUAGAAAGCUGUGCUGUGAGCUCUUGGACUUAAAGGAUGCUGUGGAAAAUAUGUGCGGUGAUAUGCGUACCAAGUACCUCGCUUUCUUGAGAAUAUCUGAAGAAGCAGUGGAGAUGGAGCACGAGUUGGUUGAGCUACGGAAACACAUUUCUUCUCAGGGGAUUAUCGUGCAGGAUCUUAUGGCUGGACUUGUCCGUGAGAUGGAUGAAUGGAAGCGAUCCGCUGGUGAUGCAGAUGACUCAGAUAACUCUGAAGUCAAUGAUCCCUUGGCUAACGAGUUAACCGAUCCAAAGUCUGAGUUCCUGGAGAAACUUGACCUUCUUUUGGCUGAACAUAACGUAGAUGCAGCACUUGAUGCAAUCGAUGCAGAGGAAAGAAACAACUUAGAGCUUAAAGGAUCAGCUGAGAUGUCUUCUUACAAGUCUGCUUUCAUGGAAAGAAAAGUGGUUCUUGAGGAUCAGCUUCUAAGGAUCGCUAAACAACCUUCAGUAAGUGUUGCUGAAUUGAAGCAUGCGUUGAGUGGGUUGGUUAGACUUGGCAAAGGACCUUCAGCUCACCAGCUGCUUCUGAAGUUUUACGCCACAAGCCUCCACAGAAGAAUCGAGACCUUUCUUCCUUCUUGCUCGACCUGUCCAAACACAUUUCCAGCUACUUUGUCGAAGCUUGUUUUCUCUAACAUCUCAGUGGCUGCAAAGGAAUCGGCGGCGAUGUUUGGUGAUAACCCUGCGUAUUCCAACAAAGUUGUUCAGUGGGCAGAGAGGGAAGUUGAGUAUUUGGUGAGGCUGGUUAAGGAGAACGCUUCUCCUUCCGAGACUGUUUCUGCGUUGCGUGCAGCCAGUGUGUGUCUUCAAGACUGUCUCAACUACUGCAAAAAGUUGGAGCCACAGGGCUUGAUUCUGUCCAAACUGUUUUUGGUGCUGUUCCGGCCUUAUGUUGAGGAAGUGUUGGAGCUGAACUUUAGACGUGCUCGAAGAGUUGUUUUCGACUUGAACGAAACUGAUGAGGCCUUGGAACCAUCUUCUGAAUUUGUGGCGGUUUUAUCCGAAUUCGCAAUCGCUUCGGAUACGACAAUGACUGAUUGUAGCAUUCGGUUCAUGCAGAUAGUGCAAGACAUACUUGAGCAGUUAACGCAUCUAGUUGUGUUACACUUUGGCGAAAGUGUGUUAACGAGGAUCUUGCAACUGUACGAUAAGUACAUCGACUUUCUGAUCAAAGCCUUGCCUGGCCAUGCAGACGAAGACGGUCUUCCUGAGCUACAAGAUUACACCAUACUCGCUAGAGCUGAGACAGAUUCAGAGCAGCUCGCUCUUCUUGGAGCAGCGUUUACAAUACUCGACGAGCUUUUACCUAAAUCGCUUGUUAAAGUGUGGAAUCUCCAGAUUGAAAACGAGGGAGGAGAAGGUGGUGAUAGUAGUGCUGCUCUGAUCAGUAGCUCUGCACCGGAGUUGAAAGAAUGGAAACGCCACAUGGUUCAAGCAUUUGAUAAACUCAGAAACUACUUCUGUCUGCAGUUUGUUUUGAGCUUCAUCUACUCUAGGGAAGGACUAACACGAUUAGACGCACUCAUUUAUUUAACUGAGUCACCAGAUGACUCGAAUCUUCCCUCUUUACCGUUUCAGGCGUUGUUUUCUAAGCUGCAACAGUUGGCCAUAAUUGCGGGAGAUGUUCUGCUUGGUAAAGAGAAGCUGCAAAAGAUUUUACUAGCCAGAUUAACCGAGACGGUUAUCAUUUGGCUAUCAAACGAGCAGGAGUUUUGGAGUGCCUUUGAGGACGAGUCAACUCCACUCCAGCUAUCUGGGUUGCAACAGUUGAUCCUGGACAUGAACUUCACAGUUGAGAUAGCUCGGUUCGCGGGUUAUCCAUUUAAAGUGGUGCAGAACCAUGCAUCAGUCGUCAUCAAUCGAGCCAUCAACAUAUUCUCCUCAAGAGGGAACAACCCACAAAGCGAGCUCAAGAAAACCGAGUGGUUCACGGAAGCUGCCAAGUCAGCUAUAAACAGGCUACUCAUGGGCUCAGAGGACGCAUCAGAACCUGAAGAAUACGACUGCGAAGAAGACGGUCACAUUGUCCUCCCUGAGAUUAGCGAUGAUGACCACUCAGAUUCCUUAGAAACUUCAUCACUUUCUACUAUGGACUCGUUCGAGUCAUUUGCCUCUGCGAGCAUGGCCGACCUUGAGAGUCCCUCUUUCACCGAUUCCGAGUCCUGA
Messenger RNA from Microthlaspi erraticum, 2307 nucleotides. The record is from the annotation of a GenBank genome assembly. NCBI's taxonomy places the organism in Eukaryota, Viridiplantae, Streptophyta, Magnoliopsida, Brassicales, Brassicaceae.